Molecule: messenger RNA, 902 nt
Organism: Anastrepha obliqua
Lineage: Eukaryota; Metazoa; Arthropoda; Insecta; Diptera; Tephritidae
Gene: Rpp21
Exons: 2
Coding region: 1-501 (166 amino acids)
Biological process (GO): tRNA processing
Cellular component (GO): nucleolar ribonuclease P complex
Source: RefSeq, a predicted model, not a curated record
AUGACGAGCAAAACACAACAAGCCUUCCAAGGAAAAGAAUGCUUCAGUCGUAUGAAUUUUCUCUAUCAAGCAUCCAUGCUAAUGGCUGGCAGCAACAACACUUUGGCUUCUUACUAUGGCGAACUGUGUCGGAACAUUGGCAAAAAGGCAGUGCUUAGAAUUCAUCCGGACGUUAAGCGACAACUAUGCAAACGUUGCUCCCUCGCAUUGCAGCCGGGCAUUACGGCUGAUUUUAAUGCAACUGCACGGCGGAAACGGCGAAAGUGCUCCAAAAAUACCCACAGUAUGGACGAAAAUACAAGUUUUCAAUUGACAUGUCGCCAGUGUAGUUUUAAACGCCAGUAUUUAUUAAAUCCGCAAUUCAAGUUUUGGCUGGAGAAUGAGGAGUCGGUGGUGGAAUCCAUUACUCUAAGAAAUGAAACUACUAAAGAUGAACAAAUCGUGGCUAACAAUUGUGAAGAACAAAGUAUCACAACGCAGAAACAACACGAUAUCAAAUAAGUAAACGAAUGGACGUGGGAAAAUGUAAAAUAACAUAUUUAGUAAGAAUUAUGAAAUACAAGAUUUGGCUAACCCAAGUUAAAUUCUAAAACUAACUUAAGACUACUACGUCAUAGGUGAGUUGAUGAGAGAGGGGCACUCACUUAAGUCAUUUGCCCAGGAGUACGACGGAUCUUCCCCACUUCUGACAGAUGUGCUAGGAAUGUCAUCUCGCAGUUGGUGGCUUAUAAAACCAGCUAAAUUCUCCAAGUCAUCUUGUUCCAGAUCGCAAAAUUCUUCCUUUACAACCGGCAAGGGCUCUGAAGCAACAUGAAACCCUUUUAAUAUAAUUCCUGUGAAAAUAUUUACAUGCAUUUUAUAAAUAUUGACAUUCAUAGAUUAUACAUAAAUUAUAGUUUUUA